UAUUAGUAAAACUGUCUGAGAACUUAUGUGUAGGAAAAUUACAACGACCUUUAAAAGUCUCCUUUCAAAUUGACAGAAACAAAAUUGCAUGUCAUUCUUAAACACAUUGACGAAUGUUAUAAUUUAAUUUCAAAUCAAUAGAAUUCCAAGAAAUAUGGGCUGUCCUUGGCCUUCAAGAGUUUUCAUGCAGUUUGUGAACUUCUCAUGUGAAGUAUCACACAUGUUAUUGCUUCUACGUCUUUGAAUAUACGCGUCAUAAACGAAAGGCGAAUAUCGGAUUUACUAUUGCACUUACUCUUCAGUCGUCUUCCAUGAAAAGCUCUUUGGCAACUGACUUCACUGGCAUUUAAAUUACAAAUAGGAAAUCGCAAACACGAAAUUCUCCCAUGUUAACAUUACUUCUGGUUUAUUUAAAAUAUACUUUCAUAACAUAACGUGUUAUUUGAAGAAAACUUCUCAAAUUCAUAGAAACUGGAGUGUAUGUUUAUAAACUAUUGAAGUAUUAGUCUGACCGACAUGAUCACUUCAUUGGUAGCUGGCGAACGCAUCCAUCAUGAAGUUUAGUGGAAUCGCUGUAUUAGUAUUUUUAAAAAUUCUCCUCAUUGAAACUAGAAUGCUGCCGAUUAACUACGUGACCAUCGAUCCGCGUUAUAAUGAGCCGACAUCAGUGCACGUGAGCUCCCACUCCGUUGAGGCUGUCGAGAAUCCACAUGAGAAAGUGAUUGGUCUACGAACACCGUUCGACGAGCGAGAUGGGGAAGACUAUUUAGACUACGACAGGCAGACCGGUGACCAACCGAAGAAGCCGUGUGCCAUCGUAGUCCUGUCCAACAUGCAGAACCCGAACAUGCAAUCACUGUUACGGAAAUACAGAUAUGACGCAAAAGGUGUUUUGAUUCCGAGCAGCGUGAAGUACUUCAUCAAGUUGCCUCAAGGCCCGACGCCUGUUCUCGUGCCUUUGAACGACAAGGCCUUCUCGCCUUUAGGCGGAUUUGUAAGGUACUACAAAGAAGUGCCUCCAAUUCCUCAUGCCUGGUAAAAUAUAUAUUAGUCAGCACAUAUUAUGUUAUCGAGCCUUAUAACUUGAAUCCUUCCUAUAUAAAACAUAAUUUUAAUAAAGUGCAAUUAACACCUAUAAGCAUUGUCCACGUAAUUUGAAGCGAGUCAUUGAACACGUGUACCAUAUGUUGUAUCUCAUAACCCGCUAGCAUCAGCGAACACUACAAAACGACAAGCGACGUGGGAACUCAGCCAGUGUAGAAACUGUUCGACCUUGAUAAAGCAGGGGAAA
This is a messenger RNA of Helicoverpa armigera (cotton bollworm), 1291 nucleotides long. RefSeq lists its product as uncharacterized. Bases 554 to 1039 code for a protein of 161 amino acids. The record is from RefSeq and is a predicted model, not a curated record. Lineage: Eukaryota; Metazoa; Arthropoda; Insecta; Lepidoptera; Noctuidae. The transcript is spliced from 5 exons.